UGGGUUUUGGGCCCUUCUGCGCCUGCGCAGCUCUUUCCGGCCUUUCUCUUCCCUCGGAGCCUGAGGCGCGCCACUGUCUCGUCUCCCUCUCUCUCCGCCAUGGGCCACCAGCAGCUCUACUGGAGCCACCCGAGGAAGUUCGGGCAGGGGUCGCGCUCCUGCCGCGUGUGCUCGAACCGCCACGGCCUGAUCCGCAAGUACGGGCUCAACAUGUGCCGGCAGUGCUUCCGCCAGUACGCCAAGGACAUCGGAUUCGUCAAGUUGGAUUAAAUGCCCUCCUGCAGAGGCAGCGGCCAAGCCUUGUCCCCAGAAGCAGCAGCCGGUGGAGCUUCGGAGGAACCAGGCAAAACAGCGGCAGACUGGGAGCAUUUGUCUUAAUGAACUCUUGCUGUACACGUUAAUGCAGGCAUGGGCCAACUUGGGCCCUCCCUCCAGAUGUUUUGGACUUCAGCUCUCACAAUUCCUAGCAGCCCAAGUUGGCCCAUGCUUCUGUUAAGGUGUGCAUUAAAAAACACAAAAUAUGGUUUGUUUUAACAUGUUUUCAAAUGCAAUAAUUGCUCUCUUUAAUUUGACACAAAACAAGAAUCCUACCAGGAUGUAAUUGGUGUAUUGCCACACUUCUGAUUUCUGGAGAAAAACAUUGUUUUCUAUUUCCUUUCAAAAACAGCAGUUCUUAGAUGUAUUUUGUACAGAAAACAUUCCAUUGUAAAAGCUGAAGAACACUUCAAAAAGGGCAAAUGGAAAUAUUAAAACAUCCAUUGAGUUAA
This is a messenger RNA of Anolis carolinensis (green anole), 767 nucleotides long. RefSeq names its product small ribosomal subunit protein uS14. The transcript is spliced from 3 exons. Bases 100 to 270 code for a protein of 56 amino acids. Gene Ontology annotation, cellular component: cytosolic small ribosomal subunit; ribosome. Lineage: Eukaryota; Metazoa; Chordata; Lepidosauria; Squamata; Anolidae. Gene Ontology annotation, biological process: translation. Gene Ontology annotation, molecular function: structural constituent of ribosome; zinc ion binding. The record is from RefSeq and is a predicted model, not a curated record.